AUGAUUGCCAUAUUCUACCGAUUAUUGAUUAGUUUUGUUUCAGCGCAAGCCCUCGACAAGAACACAUGGGUGUACGACGUUACUGGCCUGCUUCAGCAUUGUGUUGCUGUUCUUCGUCUUUGUCAUCAGCUGACAGAUCAGUUGGCUGCUGUACCAUUACAGCAUGCUUCACCCCAACUGAACCAUAUGCUGUGUCAGGCAACUCUACGUGUGAUGCCGCGAUUUGAUGAUUUAUUGAGCGCUGUCGCUAGCCCUGCUGUCGAUAUUCGUGUCCUCGAGGCCCGUGCGACGGCGCUCGCUACCGUAUGCUGGGCAUUGUAUCUGCCGUUCUCGCUCAUUAGUCAAAAGUACAGAGAGGCGAUGGGAGAGCCGUUACAACAGAUGGAUCUCCAUCUGGAUGCUUUACGCCAUGCCGCAGAAAUAGCUGAGCGUGCCAAUCUUGGGAAGUUAGAACUUGACUGGUCACAUCUCGAUGCAGUCGCGGAAAAUGUUGCUGCUGCGCAAGAAGCGGCCAGAGUUGUUACCGAAACAACGCCGCUUGUUGAUCCAACCGAAAAUGUUACUACCGUGGGAGAUUCUGCGAAGGAAUCCACUGAUGGGAUGAAUUCGGCGCCUGGAAAUGGCAAUCAUCCCAUCGAUCCCAGUGGAUAA
Molecule: messenger RNA, 651 nt
Organism: Ostertagia ostertagi
Lineage: Eukaryota; Metazoa; Nematoda; Chromadorea; Rhabditida; Trichostrongylidae
Source: the annotation of a GenBank genome assembly